AUGCACACUCUUGCAAAAGUGGCCAUGCUGGCCCUGCCACUUGCUUCAGCUAUUCCACAUGGUGAUAUCUCCUCCAGAAGCCUCAUCAGCGAUCUCGCAAAACUCGUCAACCUCACCAACAUUCUACCGAUACCUAUUGAUAGUGAAGAUCGGCUCCAGACUGCCUUGACCAACAUUCGACAACAGAAUUUCCAGAAUGAGGUGCUAGAAACCACAUUUGCUGCGCUGCUUGCAGAUGUCGUGGCAAAUGUCGCUCCUCAAGAUGUACAAGGCGCAUUGACACCAAUUGCCACUACCCUGGGCAACGGUGCUAUUGGCAGCAGCACAAUUGAGAAUAUUGCUGAAGCCAUACUCAAUGGCCUGGCUGUUACAGAUCUCACACAGAACGUGCUAGCUGGCUAUCUGAGUAGUGGCAAUUCCUUCAGCAAUGUCAACCCCGCGCCACCAACUACCAUCUACCCUCGAAAGUCGCCGCAGGAUGCACCUUAUACCGUUCCGGAAGCUCAACUCCGUGCCGCAGUCUACAUUCCUCCAGGGUUCACCUACGGAGCUAAGCAACCAAUUUGUUUUGUCCCUGGCACUGGCGCUUUUGGGUAUGUGAAUUUCAUCUCGAAUCUUGGCAAGCUAUUCGGCAACACCUACGAUCCAGUCUACCUAAAUGUCCCUGGAGCCAUGUACGAUGACACACAAAUCAAUUCGCAGUAUAUCGCAUAUAUGCUCAACUACAUUAGCUCGAUCACAAAGCGGAAUGACGUCGCUGAAAUUGCUUGGUCUCAAGGCAACCUCGAUACCCAAUGGGUUUUCCAAUACUGGCCUUCAACUCGGUCAGUUGUUACGGAUUUCAUCAGUGCUUCAGCCGACUUCCACGGCACAACUUUAGCAUACUUUCUCGAUCCAGCACUAGUCAACCCACCUUUGCCGCCUAGCGUCAUUCAGCAAGAGUACGAUAGUAAUUUUGUUCUUACGCUACGCCGUGGUGGUGGUGGCAGUCCUUAUGUGAAUAGCACAAGCGUUCACAGCAUCUCCGACCAAAUCGUACAACCUCAGUACAGUCCUUACGCAUCUGCGGAUUACUUCACUCUUGAUUUGCCAGGAACUCCAAACACAAAUCCUACCUGCCCUGUCUCACGCAAUGUACCCUACACAAAUACCGAGAUCCAGACCGCUUGUGCCGGUCGACCUGCUGGCGGCGUAUAUACACACGAAGGUGUACUGUACAAUCCUUUAAUGUAUGCGUUAGCAUUAGAUGCGCUACAGAACGAUGGACCUGGACGACUUGACCGGAUUGACCUUAAUACUGUCUGUCAGCAACUUAUUGCUCCAGGUCUGACUUUGGCUGAUGUGCAAGCAACCGAGGGUCUCAUUCCACUGGCCGCAGUCAAUCUACUUCUCUAUCCUCGAAAAGUCACGAAUGAGCCAGCUGUCAUGCAGUAUGCGGUCCAGGCCAACUCUGCAUGUAGUGCUAGCUCAACAAGCAGCAGCAGAACGUCGACGUCCUCAAGCACUACACGUUCAGCAACGGGCAUGACCUCUACCACUUGA
Molecule: messenger RNA, 1542 nt
Organism: Lithohypha guttulata
Lineage: Eukaryota; Fungi; Ascomycota; Eurotiomycetes; Chaetothyriales; Trichomeriaceae
Exons: 1
Coding region: 1-1542 (513 amino acids)
Source: RefSeq, a predicted model, not a curated record